CCGCUCCCUGCUGCUGCCGCCGCUGCUGCUCCCGCGGCCCCGUCCCCCCCGCAGCUGCUGCCCGGGAGGGCGCAGGGCAGCCUGGCUGCGGACUGACCAGCCCUGACCUCCCCCCCUCGCCAGGGGAUCGGGGUGGGCGUGGCUCCCCCAUCUCUCCUGGUCUCCCCCCAGCCAGGGGAUCCCUCUGUCUGUGCACUGCUCCUCCUCCCCCCAAACCCACCCAAUCAAGGCAUCGCCCCUGGGUGUCGCCCCCACCAUGCUCACCCCCUGAUCCUCUUCUUGCCCCCCUUCUGUCCCCCCCAGUGACAGUGAUGGGGCUUGCUCUGCUGACAGCUUUCAUGUACAUCUGAGAAAAUAAGGAUACAGAAAGAAGAGGCGAAAUGAACCAUUUCCAGCAGUGGGUCAUAUUCCUGCUCUCCUUGUUUCUGGAGUGUACAGAGGCCAAAAAGCAUUGCUGGUACUUUGAAGGGUUGUAUCCUACAUAUUAUAUAUGUCGCUCCUAUGAAGAUUGCUGUGGGUCAAGAUGCUGCGUAAGAGCCCUCUCUAUCCAGCGACUCUGGUAUUUUUGGUUCCUUCUCAUGAUGGGUGUUCUAUUCUGCUGCGGAGCUGGUUUCUUCAUCCGAAGGCGGAUGUACCCUCCACCGCUCGUAGAAGAACCUACUUUUAAUGUAUCCUACACCAGACAACCAGCCAACACUGCAGCAGGAUCACAGCAACCAGGGAUGCCAUACUACACGGAUCCAGGAGGACCUGUGAUGAACCCCAUGGCUAUGGCUUUCCAUGUCCAGCCCAACUCCCCGCAAGGAAAUCCAGUGUACCCACCUCCGCCCUCUUACUGCAACGCACCCCCACCCCCAUAUGAGCAGGUGGUGAAAUCCUCCACGUAACAACUCUGCAGCUCUGUUACCUGACUCUGUGAGAAGCAGGUGCCAUUGCAAAGUGACUGGGGUAGAGGUCCUCUGCCUUUCUGAACACUUGCUAGUUCUCUGACUCUCCCUACACACACUCCCCAUUAACAUUACUUGCAAGGGAUGGUUUUUUUUGUAGUAGGGGGUGAAUUUUCAUUUUGAUGUAUUCAAAACUAAGGUCUUUUAAAUGCUUUUAAUGGAAACCUAUAUUUAAAUCCAGUACGUUUUCCCUUUAUUUAUUGUUUCAAAGGUGUAUAUUAACGCAUUGUGGCAAAAUACGAUAGCAGCUUUAUGCAACCACAAAGUGAUGCACGCUCUCCUAAAACCCAGUAGACAAAUGUGGUAUUCUACUAGAGUAGAAAGGUGAGAAGGAGUGAGUUGGAGGAAAGAGUCAGGGCAAGAUAUUUAUAAGUGUGACCACCAACCUCAUGGCCUGUGGUUUUCUAGGAAAGCUCUGUUCUGAGACAAAGAAGGGGGCAGGAUGUUAUGGAAGCCAUCGAGUGAGCGAGGAAGUCGAGUCCUGGCAGUGGGUUCUGUUUGGAACGAGUCCCACUUGAGAACUUCACUUCUAUAAAAGGUGUGGGUCUAAGAAAUCGUGAAUGAGCAGGUCUGCAAUGUCUCCACCAGCAGCUGGACUCUGAACUUGCCUCUGAACAAGCCUGGCUCCUCUUCUCCUUCUGACACUUUCUGGAGGGCUUUUGUUGUCGUUGUUGUUGUUGCUGCCAAGGAUAAGAUUGUAAAAUAUAGUUGAUGACCUGUGUGUGGCAGGGAAAAUGUUAUCAGCUAACAGCUACACAUCUACACUUGUAGAGAAACUACUUCAAAAUAUUUCAAUACACAGAAGAGUUUUCUGCCCUAAAGUUAAAAUGGAAAAAAUGGGAUCUUAGGCCCAGAUCCUCAAGGUAUUUGGGCACUGAACUUCCAUCUGGGCCUUGGGUCCCAAUCUUGCUCCCUUUGAAGUCACUGGGAGUUUUGUCAUUGACUUCACCGGGUGAUGACUGGGUCCUUGUUCCAUACAACGUGUUAGCUCACUGGGUUUGGUUAUGGUCUUACAGUCACAGAGAGAGCACAAAAGGGUGCUGUCUUCUCCAAGCAAGAGAUUUGAAAAUCUUCUCUUAAUGAUGCUUUAAGUGCAAUAACUUACUGGGAUAUAUGUUUAAGGGUUGCUUCUGAGCCUAAUGCAUGGAUACUUUGGCCAUGCAAUACCACUUGCAGACGAGUCCCUGUGCAUCAUGCUCAAAAUGUCCCCAGUUGUAUUUGCCUCAUACUCCUGGGAGGUUCUUUGAGUGGCAGUGGCUACUACCCAACAUCUUCAAACAAACAAAACCUUUUCUCCUGAGGUGUUAAUGAAUGGUUGUUUUUGCAGACAUUUUCCCACUUACUUUGAUUGUUUCCAAUUAAAGUGUGGCGUUUUUUAUUGCUGUUUGAACUGAAGAAUCACCUCAACUAUGAGCUCCUGGCACAAGACCUAUAGAAAUGUUUAUUAACUUCCAAUUAGUUACACCAGUGCCAUCCCACUGGAUGCCUGAGGGUGCCCAUGUGUAACUGAAUGCAUACUCCCAAGACAUCUGCAUUGCGGACAUGUAGUUGAGGGCCUUAUUUAGCCUGCAGAGCCUUUAUCACUGGUGAUGAUUUGUGAGAAUUUGGUUCUCAGAGCCCAGGCUGAGUUUGCAGGGCUAACAAUCAGAGACGAACAUCUUUUUGCUUGUAUACUGCACACCUUCAGUACAGAAAAUACCGAGCACCAAUAAACCCGGGAACACCCUGUCCUCUUUUUAGUCCCUUUUCUGAGUGGAACUACCCUUCAAAGGAUCAAAUCUAGCAGUCAUAACUCAGGCGGAAUUACUAUUGAAAAUAGCCACUUGUGUGACGUCUAGGAGAAAAUGCUUUCUGCGCCCACUCCAGUACAACCCUGACACGCUCUGGGAGGAAUUGGCCUGCUAUAAAUACACUGAAAUUGCAUUCAUUUGAAUUGUGUUACAUUUACCAAAGCCCAGCCUGGGACUUCAGCUAGAAUCCUUAGGGUCACAGAAACAUGUUUCAUAGACUCCAGUGGAUCAUUUGCAAGCAGCCUUAAGGGGCCAAAUCCCAGUUCCACUGGUGUCAAUGGGAGAUUUGCCAUUGAUUUCAACUGGAUCAAGAUCUGGCCCAAACACAAGGAUUAAACUUGUUGAGCAAAUAAAAUAUAAGCGGAGGAUUCCUGCCAGGAGCAGUGGUAGCAUUUCUGUUAGCCUUUGCACUGGAUUUCAUCUCGGCAUAUAGCUAUUAGUCUUGCUUUCAAGAAGAAAUAAAUGAAGGGAUAAAGAUGACAUCAGGUUAAAAAUACUAACCUGGAAGGCUGGGCUGGUUUUGCAUUUUCUAAAUACAGUCUUUAAAGGGGCUUGUCUACAUGAACAUUUAGUUUGCGGCAAGCUGAGGGAUGAAUCUAUCCUGUGUUAGCCUGCUGCGUCAAAACUGGCCACGUGGACUUGCUGAUGUGCAGUAACAGUUCCUUAGUACUCUUUGAUCUACCUGGCUUUGGAACAGGACUAGGUCAAAGGGCAUUAAGGAGUGUUGUUAGUGUGCAUCAGUGUGGGGUAGAUUCUCCCUCCCCCCCUUCCCCCCGUUUGCUGUGAAUUAAAUGAUCAAAUAGGCAAACCCAAAGAGUAUGUUUCUAAGCCUACUUACACUGGUAUAAACCAAGAGGAACUCCAGUAAAGUCAACUCAGUUCCACUGGUAUGAGAUUAGAAUCAGGCCCUGUGUUUCUACUUGCACUUAUAGUAAAGGCCAUAGGAAGUUAAAUCAGAUCGUAUCCAACCAUAUUGUGUGUUAGAAGUGUUGAAUGUGACAUGCAUAUCCAUUUAUCUUUUUAGGGUAAAAAGAGACACUCGUACUUACUGAGACUGUAAGAUUUCACAAUACAUGGCAAAGCUCAUUCCUUUCUGUAGUGCUGUGUUUUGUGCUAUAUUCCAACAUAAAGUUUGACCUGAUCUCUUGCUUAUCCCUACAGACUACUUUGCAGAUUAAAAACCAAUCAAAUUGUAAUAUUUUCUGUUGUUCUUUUUCACAGAGUUAAAAGGGAGUUGGCUUUAAAUAACAAACCAAACUUUGUUAAACCUUCUGUGUGAUAGUGUCCUAGUGUGUCCUAGACACGAAAGGCAAAAUUCCUCUCAGCUCCACCCAACUGAUCUUGACUAAGUUAACCUACCUGAAUCUAAAUUUACUGUAAUCUCUUUAUCAUUGCACGAGGUGCCAGAUCCUGCAAACACAUAUGUGCUUAACUUUAAGCAAGGAGGCUUCAGUGUGAGUACUUGGGGGCUGAAAAUUAAGAUUGCACAUAAAUGUUUGCAGGAUUGUCUAACCACCGACUAUUGAGAUCUCCUAGUUGCCCAUAUUGUUUUUCCACACAGACUUAUGUGCAUACACAGAAUAUUGGAGGGGAAACCUGCAGUGCAGACCUGAGAGGAGACUCUUGCACUUAGCGAACUCUCCUAUUGCAGUGUUACUCAUGGGCUUAAUACCGUAGAUCUAAAGCCAGAAGGGCUCAUUAGAUAAGCUAGUCUGACCUGUACAACACAGGCCAGAGGCUUUCACCCAAUUCCCCUGCACUGAUACCAACAUUGAGAAACACUGAAGAAAAAAAAUACAUCUCAAAAGUAUUGCAGCAAUAGUACGGUGUUCUGAGGAUAUUACUGUUAAAAUAUUCUUCCUGGCCGGGGCCCAUGGUAAGGAUACAGCAGCUACUUGUGGGUUUCCAAUGCAGGCCCUAUGAAUAUUUCAGAUAUAUGUAUUACAUGAUUGGCUCAAUUACCUGCAUAGCACAAUUGUAUGUGUUUUCUAACCUAGUUUCCCCCCUACUGUAGAGCUGCCUAUAAUCACAUAAUACGGCUCUGUAUACACUGUAUUAUUUUUUUUAACUUAAGGAAUUUUUUUUUCCUUCAACAGACUAGGCCUUAUGAUGUGAGCAAAUAGGUGGUGUUCAACCCUUUUAUAUUAUUAAAUGUGUCCAAGAGAACUGAUGUUUUCCUGAUAACAUUGGGUAGAACCCUUUUCCAGUGGACUCUGAUGCUGUAUAUUGACAUUCAACUUCUGGUGAAGUUUUUCUGUGAUCCAAUUGUUUCCUUUAUUAAUGUUGGUGGCUUAUAACCACCUCUUACAAUGAAGUCAAACUCCUGUUCUAGUGAAGUCAUUUGGUACUUAAUUGAAAACAGAGCAGCACUGUGGGUAAAUCUAGGACUUAUUUGCAGAUUGCUUGCAUGCUUUUCCUCUGAUAGUCCUUGUCUUUUGGUUUCUAGGUUUUUGUUUUGUUUCCCUUUAUUUUAGUUUUUUUUUAAAGGAAAAAGGGGUGGUGGGGGGAAGAAACCCUGUAUCUUUUGAUAGGGUCAUGUUUCA
This is a messenger RNA of Mauremys mutica (yellowpond turtle), 5280 nucleotides long. RefSeq names its product VOPP1 WW domain binding protein (gene VOPP1). The transcript is spliced from 5 exons. Bases 381 to 887 code for a protein of 168 amino acids. The record is from RefSeq and is a predicted model, not a curated record. Gene Ontology annotation, cellular component: cytoplasmic vesicle membrane. Lineage: Eukaryota; Metazoa; Chordata; Testudines; Geoemydidae.